This is a messenger RNA of Syngnathus acus (greater pipefish), 3464 nucleotides long. It is a transcript of the gene nfil3-5, whose product is annotated as nuclear factor, interleukin 3 regulated, member 5. The transcript has 2 exons. The coding region runs from base 805 to 2505 and encodes 566 amino acids. Gene Ontology annotation, molecular function: DNA binding; DNA-binding transcription factor activity. Lineage: Eukaryota; Metazoa; Chordata; Actinopteri; Syngnathiformes; Syngnathidae. Gene Ontology annotation, cellular component: nucleus. Gene Ontology annotation, biological process: regulation of DNA-templated transcription; circadian rhythm. The record is from RefSeq and is a predicted model, not a curated record.
GAGGACACAAACGUGACGAGGCAGCCGAAGAGCUGUUACGCAACCAUUGACCUACUAACACAUAUUUCUAGAAAGGCUGCUGCAACAAAGUGGAGCAAAGUGUCCGCUAGCGCACAACACGGGGCGGCUCGAGCACGGAGAUAGAUAGCGGACCCGAACGCACUCGGACACCACAGAAGGAACAAGUUCAUUAUUAUUAUUUUUCCUGGAUAGGUUUUGUCUACUGAAAAGAAGGAAACGGGAGCGAGACAGCUUUUGUGUCGGGGAAGCCUGAAGGUUGUGUUCCCCUCCUCCACCAUUCAAAGCGGCAUUGAAGCUGGAUCCUCAGCGAGCCCCAAAGUAGACAGCCUGACCUACAUCUUCUGUGAUGAGAAGUGCUACAGCCUGACGGGCUCCACGAAUGUGCAAAACAUUUGGGAAGACACUAGUAAACUCCAGUUCCCUUACUGAGAGACUCCAGAGACUUGCAGUGUGCCAAGAAAACCAAACCUCUUGAAAAAUCCAAGCUCAAUUCUUUUUUUCUUCUUUUUUCUCGUGAAAAACAAGUUCAAUGUCUAAGGUGUUCAUGGAGUUCCACCUGUUUUUAAUCUUCUUGGCUAAUUUGGACACUUGAGCAUUCUGAUCGAGGAAACGAGUGGCAAGAGAAAUCAAUGAGGCUCUCUCUUCGAUUUGCACAAAUACCUCAUUCGGAAGUCUUUGCUGAUCCCGCAACAUAGUGAGAAUAGCUAACAAAGCCUUUGUGUGAUACCUGCGCAUCUUCGCUACACACUUGCUGGAGUUCAACUCCGGCCCCCGCUUGGAAAAAUGGAAAACCUGAGUCUACACAUCUCAUCCACCAGCAACAAAAAUGCCAUGGAGGUUGACAGUUUUACGAGUUAUAGUGACCUCCCAUCCCCUCUUCCGGAGGGCGGGGCACGGGCCAGCCGCCAGGCUAAGGGUUCCAAGCCUACUGUGGCAUCCCGGCGCAAGCGGGAAUUCAUCUCUGAUGAGAAAAAGGACGAUUCAUAUUGGGAAAAACGGAGGAAGAACAACGAAGCAGCAAAGCGCUCAAGGGAGAAACGUCGCCUGAACGACAUGGUUCUAGAGAACCGGGUCAUGGCCCUGAAUGAAGAGAAUGUUCGUCUAAAAACAGAACUGCUUCAGCUCAAGUUGCGCUUUGGACUCAUCAGCACAGCGUCCUACAUGGAGAAGAGCCAGCAGAUCGCUAGCAGCGCAGCUACUGGUAACACAAGUAGCAACGGGAGCAGCACCAGCGGCACCCCCAAUAACGCCUACCUCUCAAGUAGCGGCUACUCCAGUGCAUCCCAGGUGAUGCUGAACUCGGACUCUUCUGAAACCGAACAGCCCAGCCGCGGUGAGCGCCACUCAGCGCUCACCAAGUAUUCUCCUCGGGGAUCUGUGUCAGACCUAUCUGAUGGCUCCUCAAGGGACAGCCCCGAACCUUUGGGCUACAACAUAAAGAAGGAGCCUCACAACAUGGAGUUGGUAAGGCUGGAAAGCACGGGACUUUCUGCCGGCAUGGCCAACGGAUUGCCAAGCCGUGUUUACCAUGGCAUCCAUCCCGCUUUGAUGUCUCCUCACCAGCAGAGUACGCAAUUGGCUGAGUCUGCCAUAGACUACCAGCAGGAGCAGGGCCUCAUGGAGGCCUCCACUUCCACCUCCCAAGCCACUUCGUCACAAAGGAGUGUCAUCCUGUAUCGCUCCAGCAGCGGGUGUUACCCCAUGGAGAGCCACAGGCCAGAUGAGCAGCAGAGCAGGAUGCAGCACGGCCAGCACACCUCCAACUCAAAGUUCUCUGAAUGUUCCAUGACCAUCGCCGAGGUCGCCGAGAAGCUGGAGAGAACAAAGACCAUGGACUGUGAGCAGUAUGAAUACUCUGAGGAGCCGUUGGCACGGAACCAUGGCCAGCAGCAGCACCAGAGUCAUCAGGGGCCUUACAGCUGCCGGUCUCAGGAGAACGGCCUUGAGCAAGCUGAGAGCCGGAACCCCUUUGCUCCCAAUCUGAUUCACAGCACCGAGGAGGGCAUGUCGGCGUUCUCGCGGCACAACGGCUACCUCAACACAAUGGACGAAGAGCCUCCAGUUCUCACCUAUGAGGGAGGCCCUAGAACCGCUGGCUUCUACCAAGAGAAUUCCUCCGCUAAAGACACAUCAUCUAGCGACGGGGACCCCCGAAGCUCCGACAAGGAGGCUUCAACUGAUGAUGAAUCCCCCUCCUCCUCGUCCUCAGACAUCAGCAGCUACCACCAGAAAGCUUCAGCGCCUGUCGGGCCACACGGGGAGAGCCAAUUUGAGGUCAAAGCAACUGCCCUGCCCCACAAGCUGCGCCUCAAGAACCGAGCCAUGUCCACUGGGGCGACGAAAGCGCGGAUGGAGGUCUACAUGGGCGUCUCCAUGUCCCCAUCCCCUACGCUGCCGCAACACCCUUACUUGGCACUGCCUAGCAACUCUCACAGCAGCCAGGUCAGCAGUGAGACCAGAGAGGCAGAGAAUGAGGCUGAGUAGACUGAGGAGAUCAGGCCAAGGCCUGAUGCAAAAUUGGACUCUCAAAAGGCAUCCAGCAGUGGUCCGAAGCGCGUUUAAGAACAGUUGGGAGAUGCUCGAGCUUGCGCAACGAGAACUCCAUUCGUGCUGUCGGCAAAAAUGAGGCCUAGCUAGGAAAUGAUUUCCAUCCACUUUCACUGUCACCUAGGGCUGCUCGAUUAUGAAUAAAAUCAUAAUCACGAUUGUUUUUGAAAUUGGAACAGCAUUUAUUGAAUAUGUUUGGAACAGUAUUUAUUGAACACCUUUAAAAAAAUAAAUUAAAAAAAUACACACGACGGGGUGUGGUGUUUGAGUUGCGCAUGCGCGUCUCAGAACGGAAACACCAAUUUUUCAUUUCUCCUGGAUUAUAUUUUGAGAUUGGAGCCAAAAUCGUAAUCAUGAUUAAAUGUCAAUUGAGCAGCCUUACUGUUUCCCUUUAUUAUCUCCUACCUCCCACGUGUCCCUCCGAUUUAAAGAACACAUCAGUCACUGAGGGAGGUGACAGAAUGAGAAAGUUUUAGUCUGGGGUAGUUCUGGCCAGCGUACACAUCUAUUGUGGCAUUAUAAGAACAUUUCUUUGACCAAAGAAUUUUUUUUGUCAUCUUUUAUUGGUACAGUAACAAUCCUUUUUCAAUAAGAGUCAGUCCUUUGCCUGUACACACACACACACAUACACACACACACACAUCCUUUUUACUUCAAGCACUUAGAUUGUAAAAUUUGUGACAUACAUUUGCAUACUUGAGGUAUAUAUUUUAAAAAGAAAAUGCGGCAAAAAAAAAAAAAAUUGGAUGCAUAUGUCUUGUACUUUAAUGUGCUUAACUGUUCAGACAAUUUACAGAGUAAAUGCCUCAAAGAUCUAAAGCAGUUAAAAAAAAAAAAAAAAGACAUCCACACUCAAUGAACGAAUCAACUUUGGUUCCUGUUUUGGCCGAUUUGAU